Sinocyclocheilus grahami is the source of this 1056-nucleotide messenger RNA. Its product is annotated as calpain-2 catalytic subunit-like. Gene Ontology annotation, cellular component: cytoplasm. The annotation marks the transcript as partial. Lineage: Eukaryota; Metazoa; Chordata; Actinopteri; Cypriniformes; Cyprinidae. The record is from RefSeq and is a predicted model, not a curated record. Gene Ontology annotation, biological process: proteolysis. The transcript has 11 exons. Gene Ontology annotation, molecular function: calcium-dependent cysteine-type endopeptidase activity.
AUUGAGCAGAUUACCAGUUCAUAUGAGUCAGAGGCGGUGACGAGUCUGAAGCUGGUGAAGGGUCAUGCCUACUCUGUCACGGGCGCAGAGGAGGUUCAUUCCUACGGCCGUCUGGUUCAGCUGGUGCGUAUCAGGAACCCGUGGGGUCAGGUGGAGUGGACAGGCCCUUGGAGUGACAAUUCCAAUGAGUGGAACAGCAUCCAACCAGAGGAGAAAGCUAAAUUGGUUUAUUCAGGUGAAGAUGGAGAGUUCUGGAUGGCCUAUUCAGACUUCAUACAGCAGUUCUCAAAGUUGGAGAUCUGUAAUCUGACUCCAGACACUCUUUCCAGCGAAGAUGCGAGCCACUGGAACUACAACCAGUUUGAAGGCAACUGGAGGGUGGGAUCCACUGCAGGGGGUUGCAGGAACAACCCAGCUACAUUCUGCUCAAACCCUCAGUAUGUGAUCAAGUUGGAGGAAGAAGAUGAUGAUCCUCUUGAUGGAGAGGAUGGGUGCACGAUCCUAGUGGGUCUGAUGCAGAAAGAUGGUCGUAAAGACAAACGGUUUGGACGAGACCUGAACACCAUUGGCUUCGCUAUCUAUAAGGUAACUAUAUUGCAGAUGCAGUUCAUGGGUCGAAAUAACAUUAAUCUCGGUCCUGAUGUACUGCUGCGUCAGCGGUCCAUUGCAGGGAGCAACACCUUCAUCAACCUACGAGAGGUGAGUGAGCGCUUCAAACUGCCUCCGGGUGAAUAUGUCAUCAUCCCCUCCACUUUCGAGUCGCAUCGCAAGGGAAGCUUCGUACUGCGUGUGUUCACAGAGAAAGAGGCUGCUGCCAGCCCGAUGGAUACGGAGAUCAGUGCAGACGUGAAAAAGCAAUUCAUAUCCGAGAGUGAUGUGGACCCACAUUUCAAACACCUUUUCAAUCAAACUGCUGGAAAUGACUCAGAGGUGUCUGUGUUUGAACUACAGCAGAUCCUGGACAGUGUUACCUCGAAACAAACUGAUGUGAAGACAGAUGGAUUUAGUAUGGAAACCUGUCGCCACAUUAUCAGUCUGCUAGAUAUUCCAGAUGAG